Rotaria sp. Silwood1 is the source of this 591-nucleotide messenger RNA. Lineage: Eukaryota; Metazoa; Rotifera; Eurotatoria; Philodinida; Philodinidae. The record is from the annotation of a GenBank genome assembly.
AUGCAAAAUGAUAUUUCACAAGAAAUAAUACCAUUGCCAUUUCCGCACGAACGAUCUAUACAAUUUGAAAGUGAAUUAAAGAAAACAAUAUCAAAAGAAAUGACAAAUGAUGAAAUUCUAAUUAUAAGGAAAUGUCUUUUCCAAACAACCAAACAAAAGCAAAUUGUUCUUUUUGGUUAUGAUAGAAAAAUUGAAUGUAUUAUUGAAACUCAUUCAAAUGAAUUGACAAAUAUUGAAAGAAAAUAUGUAAAACUUGAUGUUUGUUUACGAUUAAGAUUAAAUGAAUUUUCAGCACCUCGAUAUUUAAAAGAUGAAAUUGAAUCUUCUAUUCAAAAACUUUUACUUCAAUCAUCAUCAUCAUCAACAACAACGCUCGAAAGUAUUCCACUAUUUACGCCUAUUGCUGAAAAAGAGGAACAAUAUUUAAGAUCUAUUGCGCAGCAUAAUCAUUGUUCUCUUAAAACUGAACUAAAACAUUAUUAUCAAUCGUAUCCUGUACCUAAAGCAUCGAUAUCCAACAAACAAAUAUCAAAAUCAAUAAUAGAACAGUCCGAACUUUUUUGUUCUUCAACUGAUAUUUUAAAAAAAUAG